GAGGCCAGCCAGUGAGGCCGGCUUUUCCCUGUGUUUUGAUCGUCACGAAUGGCUGCUUCACGUGCGCUCACAGAAGACGAUAUUCCUGGAGCUUCUCUUCGAGGUAGAUCGCCUGCCACGCUAAAAAAUGAAGAACUUCGUUUCUGGCUGAAAUGUAGGGGCGAUACAUUGAAAGGACUGAAAACAAAAGCACAAUUAGUGAAAAGGGUUGAGGAAUAUAUCAAAGAAGGUCGUGAUCAAAAUAUAGUAGAUCCGGAUCCUGACUCCGUAUAUACAAAGCGCAAGGAACGCUUGGAUAAAAACAAAGAUGACAACUCCGGAAUUGCCGCAACUCAGCAUCCUUUGAGUUUCCCAUCAGAUGGCUGGUCUGCAGACAUACGGCGGAUGCCCUUUUUUACCCGCGCCGAAAUGAAUGACCACAUUUCAAAGUCUGGAAAAAGAAUUGAUCCGACAAGUAAAGCCCAUUCAGUGCCAACGAGUAUUCGGAAAGCGACAACUUUUCUGAAUGACGAAUAUUUGAAGGGUAUCUCCGCAGCAAGCGAUGACAACUACUUUUAUUUCCGGUCUCACUGCUAUCACAGUUUUCGGAAGAAUGAUGCCCCACACAACUUGAAAGUCGCAUUGUGCAUUUUAAGUGGGGAAGUGAAACAUGCUACAUGUUCCUGCGUUGCUGGGAAGGUUGGUUUUUGUAACCAUAUAUUAGCACUCUUGAUGAAGAUUUGCAAAUUCUCAUUAUAUGAAUGUAAAACUGUCCAUGAACUUGAAAACGAAGAAGACAUGCAGCCAAAGCAAGCAUGUACUUCCUCUUUACAGAGGUGGCAUAGGAAGGGAAGAGGAGACUCUAUAAAUCCACAACCAGCAAUGGAGGUGCUUGUAGCAAAGACCUACCUGGAGCAGCCCAGAUCAUCAGCUCGAGAACCUGGUGUCAGAUGUACACUAUAUGAGGCAAGGAAUAAUAUACGGGGGCAAAAGGCAGAUGAAGAGAAACUAUUGGCAACCUUGAAAGAAUUGAACCCAAAUAUGGCCCUAGCACAGAUUAUGACCCCAAAGGCUGAUUCUAUUCCCUUAGUAGAAACCAAAUUUGGCAGAAGUCCACAAGGCUCGUAUGCUAGCUAUCAACUUGCAGUGACCGAAGAUAAUUUCAAAGUGUUUUGUGACAUCACGUCUAUCCGAAGGGCAAACCCUGCCAACCAUGGUGAGCAUAUUGUGACAUAUCCAAGAUUUCCCCUAUUAAGUCAGUCUAAUGAACAGUUUGAGAUACCUGCUGAUCUUUCAGAAGCAGAAAAAUCACUGUUAAAGGAUCUGCAAGUUGAUGAAGAUAAACUGAAUGGCAUUGAAAUUAAAACACGCAGCCAAUCAGAGUGCCCUGAAUGGAAGUUGGAAAGGAAAUUCCGAUUUACUGCCUCCAAUUUUGGUCUUAUACGGGACAGAAAAAGAAACCAUGAAUCUUUAGUACAAAAUCUUAUAAAUCCAAAGCCUUUUUCAUCAAGAUAUACUAAUCAUGGACUUAAAUAUGAGCCAAUUGCCUUAGAACAAUACCAAAAAUAUAUGUCCUCUAUUAACAAGUCAGUGAAGGUUUUUAAGUCAGGACUUGUAAUAAGUAUGGAUGCCCCAUACUUGGGUGCAUCACCAGAUGGCAAGGUUAUUGAUCCUGGAUGCUCUGAUCAAUUUGGUCUUUCUGAGGUCAAGUGCCCAGAAACCAAGUACUUAGUCACCCCACUGGAUGCAUGCUCUGAUAGCAGCUUUUUCAUGGAAGAAGUUGAUGGAAAGCCUAAACUUAAACGCACCCAUAAAUACUAUGUCCAAGUGCAAGGGCUGAUGGGUGUGACCGGGGCAAAGUGGUGCGAUUUCAUCGUCUACACUAGUAAGGGAAUGAGCAUCGAGCGAAUUCCAUUUGACGUGCAAUUUUGGAACAAUUUAAAGGACACAUUGAAACUGCAUUAUUUUAAACACUUCCUAGCUAUAGCAGCUAGAGAACCAAGAGCAUAAGGCAAAGUCACUGUUAUUAUAAUAUGCAUGUUUACUACAUGGUGAGCCCCUAUUUGGGACAUUUAAACAUCAAAACAAUUAACUACUGUUAUACAAUCAUUAGGUUCAUGAGGCUCUGGA
Messenger RNA from Pocillopora verrucosa, 2109 nucleotides. The record is from RefSeq and is a predicted model, not a curated record. NCBI's taxonomy places the organism in Eukaryota, Metazoa, Cnidaria, Anthozoa, Scleractinia, Pocilloporidae.